AUGGCCGCCUCAACCAAUCGAUCAUUUGAAUAUCUGGAGCAGCUGCCUGGCCUCACAUUUCAAAAGCUGUACCAGCAGCCAUCUACGGCCCUUGCGAUAUUUCGGCGCAUGCUGCCUGAACUUGCAAAAUGCCUUGUAAUGGCCUUGCUCUACAUGCGAGAGCCUCUCCCUGCUGCAGAUCUGGAGUUAUGGAUCAAAGCGGAUAGCAAAAAAGAGAGGGACCAUGCCAUAUCCAUCCUCGGACGAUUACACAUCAUGACAAACACGGUGACUUCGAACCAGGUCCGAGCGUACAUGGUGACGAACCCUUUUGCCUCAUCCCUACGACAAGCCCUCACUGGCGCAGAGAAUUCCCAGUCUUUUGGUGUGCCUUGCUCGACCCCCGACCCGAAUCCAGUCUCUGUUGCAGAUCUGGACGAAUAUGCCAGAAAGCAGUGGGAGGGCGUUCUUGGAUACAUGGUUGGGACCGGUGGACCUGGUGUCCGGGAUACUGUCAACCUCAGUCGGGGUGUUAAACAGCUUUUACAGGCUGGCCAUCUUGUCGAAAUUCACCACGGGAGAGUCGAUAUCACCCAGGAUGGGUUCGCCUUUGUGCUGCAAGAUGUCAACACCCAAGUCUGGCAAAUCAUUAUUCUCUAUGUUGAGAGUGCCAAAGCGUUGCAAGUUAAUGACGUCGAAGUGCUUUCUUUUAUAUUUCUUCUGAGUAGCCUUGAACUUGGGCAGUCUUACGAAAAGAAGCAUCUCACAACUAGCCAGCUGCGUUCUUUGACUGACCUGACGGACUUUGGGAUCGUAUACCAGCACUCGCCUGCAUCAGAAGCCGAUCGUUUUUAUCCUACCCGACUUGCAACUACGCUUACCUCAGAUUCGAGUGCCCUCAGCAAUACGAUGUCAAGCGCAUUAUCUGCGCAGACAAACGCAGCCACGGAAGAACCCGGAUCAGGGUUCAUAAUCAUUGAAACAAACUACCGCCUUUAUGCGUACACCUCGUCACCUCUACAGAUCUCUCUCAUUGCUCUAUUCACCACGCUCAAGUACCGUUUCCCGAACCUAGUUACUGGUAAAAUAACGCGACAAUCCAUCCGUCGUGCAGUGGAAAUGGGUAUCACAGCCGAUCAAAUCAUUUCCUAUCUCUCUACACACGCGCAUCCUCAGAUGCGGAAAGAAAGCGCAGUCAAAUCAACUUCAAAUACCGCUGGCUUGCCACGAUCAGUCCUUCCCCCAACGGUAGUCGAUCAGAUUCGUUUGUGGCAGCUUGAGAGAGACCGCGUCAAAGCCACUGCUGGAUUUUUAUUCAAAGAUUUUGCCUCCCUCGCCGAAUACGAAGGGCCAUGCCGAUAUGCGGAGGAAAUUGGAGUACUGGUCUGGAAGUCGGACCGCAAGCGGAUGUUUUUCGUAACUCGUUACGAACAGAUAGUCUCAUUCUUAAAAAGUAGAGCAACUUGA
Talaromyces atroroseus is the source of this 1446-nucleotide messenger RNA. RefSeq lists its product as hypothetical. Gene Ontology annotation, molecular function: double-stranded DNA binding; ATPase activator activity. Gene Ontology annotation, biological process: nucleotide-excision repair. The record is from RefSeq and is a predicted model, not a curated record. The transcript has 3 exons. Gene Ontology annotation, cellular component: transcription factor TFIIH core complex; transcription factor TFIIH holo complex. The coding region runs from base 1 to 1446 and encodes 481 amino acids. NCBI's taxonomy places the organism in Eukaryota, Fungi, Ascomycota, Eurotiomycetes, Eurotiales, Trichocomaceae.